Molecule: messenger RNA, 2052 nt
Organism: Tribolium madens (black flour beetle)
Lineage: Eukaryota; Metazoa; Arthropoda; Insecta; Coleoptera; Tenebrionidae
Gene: HBS1
Product: HBS1-like protein
Exons: 7
Coding region: 115-2037 (640 amino acids)
Biological process (GO): translation
Molecular function (GO): GTPase activity; GTP binding
Source: RefSeq, a predicted model, not a curated record
UAUUAAAAUGUCAGAAAAUUGUAAUAAAAUGUCAGCUUGAAAGUUGUGAAAAGUGUAAUAAUUUGUUAUUUAAUACUUUUUAUAAAACUUGCAGUGAAUAAAAUAUAAGAGAAAAUGUCGCGACAUCGAGAUGUCCGCAAUAUGGAUUAUUCCGAGGACUACGACGGUUAUGACGACGUUUAUGGCCAUUCUGUUGACGAUGACUAUUAUAUUUCACCCAGUAAUCGACAAUUUAUUUAUAAUCGGGAGAACUCAAGAGACCAACCAAAAAUUGGAGAGUUUAUUCGUACUGAACAGGAUAUUCAAGAGGAAGACGAAUCAGAAUCGGCGUCAGAAUUGUCAGACUUGGAUAAAGCACGACUAGAGUCCUGCAUUGAAGAGAUUAAAGCCACUUUGGGUCCUUUGAGCAUCCCUAGGAAUGAGUUAGUGAAUAUAAUAAUUUCAAACAAUUACAACAUUGAGCGAGCCACAAAUGCAUUACUAGACGACUCUAAGAAUUUGCAGAGUGAAUCAAAGGAAAAAGUACCCAGCAUAAAAGUGGUGGCAUCUGGGGGUAAAACAACCACAAACGUCACAAAAGGCUUCGAUCUUAGCCAAAAUAAGGACUCCGUUAAAUUAACUACAACUCCACGUUCGCAAUCACCUGCUUCUGGUCGAGGAACUCCAAUAAACACUGAAGAAAUCAAAGUUGUCAAAAGUAGGGACAAUAAAAUCGAUGUUGAAAGUCAAUACAAAAAGGAAAGGGGCGAUUCGAAAGAACAUUUAUACAUGGUGGUUAUUGGGCACGUGGAUGCUGGAAAGUCAACAUUGAUGGGACAUUUGCUGUAUGAUUUGGGACAGGUGAAUCAAAAAGCAAUGCACAAGUAUGAACAAGAGAGCAGAAAAGUGGGAAAACAAAGUUUUAUGUAUGCGUGGGUUUUGGACGAAACCGGUGAGGAAAGAAACAGAGGUAUAACCAUGGACGUGGGUCGCUCCCAAUUCGAAACAAAAACAAAACACGUGACUUUACUCGACGCCCCCGGUCAUAAAGAUUUUAUCCCAAAUAUGAUAUCAGGGGCGGGCCAAGCCGAUGUCGCUUUGUUGGUAGUAGACGCCACCAGGGGCGAAUUCGAGACUGGUUUCGAUUUCGGUGGCCAAACCCGAGAGCACGCACUUCUUGUCAGAUCUCUAGGAGUCACUCAACUCGCCGUUGCCAUCAAUAAGUUGGAUACAGUCUCGUGGUCGAAAGAACGAUUCGAUGAAAUUUCACAAAAGUUGAAGAUUUUUCUCAAACAAGCCGGAUUUAGGGAAGGCGAUGUUACUUUUGUUCCUUGUAGCGGUUUAACCGGUCAAAAUUUGAUCGACAAACCGACGGAAAACGAGCUCUUGACUUGGUACAACGGGCCGUGUUUAUUGGAAGUGAUUGAUAAUUUUCGUACUCCCGCACGUCCGGUCUCUAAACCAUUUCGCCUAUCCAUCAAUGACAUUUUCAAAGGGACUGGCUCUGGGUUCUGUGUUUCCGGUAGGGUCGAAACUGGCAGUUUAAAUGUGGGAGACCGGGUCAUGGUGUGCCCCAAUCGGGAGCUUUCAGUGGUCAAAUCGCUCUAUAUCGAAGAUUUAUCCCAGACAGUGGUUUUUGCUGGGGACCAAGCCACUGUCACUUUAUCCGGUAUUGAAAUGCAGAAUGUUUCGAUUGGAAACGUUCUCUGUGACCCUCAAAACCCCGUCCAAGUGUCCUCAAAGUUCCAAGCAAGGAUUGUGGUUUUCAACUUGACUAUUCCAAUAACAAAGGGAUUUUCGGUUAUUUUACAUCAUCAGUCAUUGGUCGAACCAGCAGUGGUGAGGAAACUGAUCUCGCAGCUGAAUAGAAGUACAGGAGAAGUGGUUAAGAAACAUCCGAGGUUUUUGAGUAAUAAUACUAGUGCUAUUGUUGAGAUUCAAGUUUCGAGGCCGAUUGCUCUUGAAUUGUACAGUGAUUGUAAGGAGUUGGGUAGGUUUAUGUUGAGGGUGGGUGGGGUUACGAUAGCUGCAGGACUGAUCACAAAAAUCAUGUUGUAAAGUAAGGAGGAAUAA